AUGCUUUUUACAAUUGGUCGUAUCUUUCGACGAAUGAUGUCGUCUACUCCUACUAGUCAUUUUAUUACUUUAUCGAAUCGUCCUAUUGUUCAAGAAAAUGGUGAAAUUAGUCAAGGGAGACUUAAACUUCAUUAUUGGGAAUGGAAAGGUCAUCAACCAACAAUACUUGUUUGUCAUGGUGCUGCACUCCAUAGUCGAUGCUAUGAUCGUAUUAUCAAUGAAGCAUUAUCUGGUUUUCAUGUUAUCUCUCUUGACUUUCGUGGUCAUGGUCAAUCACAAAAACAUCCUCUUCCAUAUCCCUUUCCAUGGUUUGGUGGAGAUCUUUUACAAUUUAUCGAAAUGCUUGACCUAUCUAAAAACGACCUUCUUGGUAUUGGCCAUUCCUUAGGUGGACAUGCAUUAAUAUUAGCUGCUGCGUUAGCACCUAGACAACUUUUUCGAUCGUUACUUUUACUUGAUCCUGGUAUAUAUUCUUCGUACAUCUAUGAAGUAGGAGUUAAAAACAUAGAGAAAUUUGUAAGACUUGCUCAACAGAAAAAUCAAUGGUUGUCUGUAGAAGAUAUGAUAUCAAAAAUGGACAAACCUGAACGACUUGGUUAUUGGCCAAAAGAUGUUCUUCGUAAUUAUUGUACAUAUGCUAUUGAUGAGAAUUUUAAACUUCAAUGUACAUCUGAACGAGCGUGGCAUCUUUAUCUAACAAGUGUCCAAUCUGACUCAAAUAUUUAUCAAACCAUUAAAGAUUCAAAAUUUAUCCAUAAUAUUCCAAUUCAUGUUGUUAGAGCAUCAAAAUCUGUAACAACUAAUAAUAUUCCAAUUCCACCAACGGCAAUUGAUCUUGCCACGUGGUUCAAAAAAGGACGAGAUACACAAUUAAACGAGAGAAAUCAUUCAUUUCCAAUGGAACAACCUGAAAUUAUGAUUAAUUUUGUGAAAGAGAUGAUCGAAGAAUAUAAAAAUCUACGUUCUCAUCUCUAA
This is a messenger RNA of Rotaria sordida, 975 nucleotides long. The record is from the annotation of a GenBank genome assembly. NCBI's taxonomy places the organism in Eukaryota, Metazoa, Rotifera, Eurotatoria, Philodinida, Philodinidae.